Messenger RNA from Naegleria gruberi, 570 nucleotides. RefSeq lists its product as uncharacterized. The record is from RefSeq and is a predicted model, not a curated record. The transcript has a single exon. NCBI's taxonomy places the organism in Eukaryota, Heterolobosea, Eutetramitea, Acrasida, Naegleriidae. Bases 1 to 570 code for a protein of 189 amino acids.
AUGACAGCACAUAUUCAUUCGAGUGCCACUAGUAAAUCAUCACUUUUUAAACGAUUGGUCAUUCUCACCAUUGUAGUCUCCGUACUAAUUUACUUGGCUUUUACUUUUAGUUUGUUCUCCGUUCCGACAAAGUUUCAAAAACAAGCUUUAUCAACAACAUUAGAAGCAAACUCUGCUAAACAACAACAACAACAAGAAGCAAUAGUAGUAACACCAGCACAAGCAGCAACACCUGCUAAAGUUGAUGAAGAAGUGAAGAAGCCUACGGGAAUUGUAGUACAAACACCUGCAGCAGCCAACAAGCAAGUUGAGGAAAAACCAACAACAACAAUUCAAAAAGAAGAAGAGGAACAUGAGGAUUUAGGAAAUAGUAUUCCUCCGCAACAACCUGUGCAAGAUUUGAGUGGAGAAACCUAUGAUGAUUUUAUCAAAUCAUCACCAAAUGCAUUGGUUUAUGUUUUUUCACCAAGUUGUUCUCAUUGCAUUCAGUUUGCUCCAACUUUUGAAAAACUAGUUGUGGAAUUGGGUAAAAUUUAUGGAGGAAUAAUCAAUAUUGGAAAGGGUAUGUGA